AGCGGGACUUUAUUUUACUACUGUUAUUAUUAAUAUGACGCCAGGAUGGAUUGGCUCAACAGCACCGGACUGGACACGGUCAUCCAGCUAAACGCGUCCGACGGCUACUCAUCGGCGGCCGUCGCCAGCAUCGCCGCCCUCGUAAGUUUCCUCAUCUUGUUCACUGUGGUGGGCAAUGUGCUGGUGGUGAUCGCCGUGCUGACAAGCCGGGCGCUCAAAGCGCCCCAGAACCUGUUCCUGGUCUCCCUGGCCACGGCCGACAUCCUGGUGGCCACUCUGGUGAUGCCGUUCAGUCUCGCCAAUGAACUCAUGGGCUACUGGUAUUUUGGCAAAGUUUGGUGCGGGAUCUAUUUGGCGUUGGACGUUCUUUUUUGCACGUCCUCCAUCGUGCAUCUGUGCGCAAUAAGCCUGGAUCGCUACUGGUCCGUCACGCAAGCGGUUCAGUAUAAUUUAAAGCGGACUCCCAAGCGGGUUAAGUGCAUCAUCUUAAUUGUGUGGCUCAUAUCUGCUUUGAUUUCCUCUCCACCGUUGUUGUCUAUGGAGAGGAACAAGGAGAGAAGCGCUCAGCCCCAGUGUGAGCUCAAUGACGACAGUUGGUAUAUCAUUUCCUCCAGCGUAGCUUCCUUCUUCGCCCCUUGCCUCAUCAUGAUCCUGGUCUAUGUCAGGAUUUACCAGGUGGCCAAAACCAGAACCAGGAGCAUGUCGGAGAAGAGGCGGCCGGACAGCGGGGUCGUUCAAACAGAGAACGGGCACUGCCAGUGUCCGCCCACCCCGAGUCACCGGACAGCCACUCAGGGGCAACACACGGAGGAAGCCGACCUGGACGACAGUUCAUCAUCAGAGGGGAAAGGCGGAAGGAGGCAACCAGAAUGCCCUCAAGGGAACCCCAAGCCGAGCUCCUUGACCAAAGAGGCCGCGUGCGACUCCAGAAUCAACAACAAAGCCGUGGACCUUUUUGCCUCCAGGAAGAAACGGAGGAGCUCCAUUGCGCUGAAGAAGCUCUCUCAAGCCCGGGAGAAGAGGUUUACUUUUGUCCUCGCUGUGGUCAUGGGGGUGUUUGUCGUGUGCUGGUUCCCGUUCUUCUUCAGCUACAGUCUUUACGGCGUGUGCAGAGACUCUUGCAAGAUUCCAGAUCCACUCUUUAAGUUUUUCUUCUGGAUCGGGUACUGCAACAGCUCCCUCAACCCGGCUAUAUACACCAUCUUUAACCGUGACUUCAGGCGUGCCUUCCACAGGAUCUUGUGCAAGUCAUGGAAAAAGUCCUUUUAG
Syngnathus typhle (broad-nosed pipefish) is the source of this 1269-nucleotide messenger RNA. RefSeq names its product alpha-2 adrenergic receptor-like. NCBI's taxonomy places the organism in Eukaryota, Metazoa, Chordata, Actinopteri, Syngnathiformes, Syngnathidae. The transcript has a single exon. The coding region runs from base 46 to 1269 and encodes 407 amino acids. Gene Ontology annotation, cellular component: membrane. The record is from RefSeq and is a predicted model, not a curated record. Gene Ontology annotation, biological process: adenylate cyclase-activating adrenergic receptor signaling pathway; regulation of vasoconstriction; regulation of smooth muscle contraction. Gene Ontology annotation, molecular function: alpha2-adrenergic receptor activity.